Molecule: messenger RNA, 3600 nt
Organism: Toxotes jaculatrix (banded archerfish)
Lineage: Eukaryota; Metazoa; Chordata; Actinopteri; Toxotidae
Product: G-protein coupled receptor family C group 6 member A
Exons: 6
Coding region: 14-2890 (958 amino acids)
Biological process (GO): G protein-coupled receptor signaling pathway
Cellular component (GO): membrane
Molecular function (GO): G protein-coupled receptor activity
Source: RefSeq, a predicted model, not a curated record
UACUCCAGUCAAGAUGCAGACCUGUCGUCUGCUGUGCAGCCUCCUCUCGGCCUCGAUGAUUCUGAGCGGCAUCCCGGCUUGUGUGGAUGGAUGUGACGUUGGUCAGUCCGUUUGCGGGGCCCACGCUCCUGGGGAUGUUGUUAUAGGCAUAAUGUUGCCGUGUCAUCAGAAAGUGAAGGCCAUACAGGAACGGAUCAGACCUGAAAGCUUCCACUGCUCAGAUUUUGAUCUGCCAUCCUUUCUGAAAUCCUUGGCUACAAUCCAUGAAAUAGAGGAAGUAAAUGCAGCCGGUUUCCUCCCAGGAGUUCGUCUUGGAUACUUGAUGUGCGACACAUGUGCGUAUGCGAGCAAAGCGCUGCAGAAUGUGGAGCACAUGCUUGCUGUCAACAACUCCCUAAAUGUAGAGUGCAACUACACCAACUUCAGGCCCCGAGUCAAGAUUAUCUUAGGAGCACUGUACUCUGAGGAGUCCGUUGCUGUGGCCAGACUGCUGAAUGUGUACAUGGUCCCUCUACUGAGUGGUUCAUCAUCUUCACCAGAACUGAGUGAUAAGCUGCGCUAUCCAGUUUUCCUGCGGACUGUUCCCAGUGAUGUUCAUCAAACCAAAGCACUGGCCAAAAUUAUGAGUCACUAUCGCUGGAACUGGGUUGGGGUCGUGUAUGGGGACGAUGAAUACGGCAAAGCAGCUUUCCAGAGCUUCCUCAGGGAUGCCGAGGCGAAUGAGGUGUGUUUGGCCUACCAGGAGGUGCUGCCUCAUUACCUCGAUAAUUCCAACAGUAAGCAACGUAUCAAGCAGGUCGCUCAGCAGAUCCGUUCCUCCAGUGCCAAAGUGGUACUGCUGAUCCUCAAGGCAGAGCUGGUGGAGAUCCUCUUUAAAGAAAUGAUCAGGACCAACACAUCAAGGAUCUGGAUUGCCAGUGAUGUCUGGUCCAGAAGCUGGCCCCUUACCCAGAUGGAUGACAUUAACAAUGUUGGGGACAUCUUGGGUUUCACCUUUGUCACAGGCAAGAGUGAAUCAUUUGAAAAUUAUCUGAAGAACCUUACAGUAACGCCAGGAGGAUACAACCACUUCAUUGAAGAAUACAAGAACCUGAGAUUCAACUGUUCUGCUGAAUGUUUGGCAGACAAACCUCCUGCCUAUUGCCCCUCACCUGAUCUGCUGAAGAUAAAAUCUGACGAUGCAUGCAAAUUCAAGGAUCCCCAAGAGCAAAAUGAUGAUUAUCUUGGGACAGCUGUGGACACAAGUGACACCUACACUAAUAGAAUUGCGGUGUGGGCCGUGGCACAUGCUCUCAAAAAGCUACUAAAGUGCAACAGUACCUCAUGCUCUGGAGAAAUUAACUUCCCACCAUGGAUGCUUCUCAAAGAAUUGAAGGAAGUGAAGUUCAAGUUUGACAACCAGAACUUCUACUUUGACAAAAAUGGUGACUUUGUAAAUGGGUAUGAUCUGAUCACAUGGGAAAAGCAUGGACGCCACAGAACAUUUAAAAGAAUCGGGCAAUACCACGUCUUUGACGAACAAAUAGAACUUGAUGUGGAAAAUUUGACCUGGCUUUCAACGGGCAGUGCCAUGACACCUCAGUCUAGAUGCUCGGACAGCUGCUCCCCUGGCUCGGUAAAGAAGAUCUUGAAUGUGUCCUGCUGUUACAUCUGCACCCAGUGUGCUGAGGGAACCUACUCCGAUGGGAUAGAUUUUAAUGACUGCAAAAAUUGUUCCAAUGGAACUUGGUCUCUGAAGGGUUCGGAUCACUGCGAGCCAAGAGAGGAAUCCUACCUGCGAUGGGACGAAGCCCAUCCCAUCACCAUGAUGGCAGCUUCAGCCUUUGGCAUUUUGCUUUUGCUGGUUACAUUCAUUAUCUUUUUGGUGUACAGAGAUUCUCCACCUAUGAAAAGAGCCGAGGUGAGAUUGUCCUGUGUGAUGAUGGCUGGUCUGGCAGUGAGCUUCACAAGUGUGCUAUGUUUCAUGGGCAAGCCUAAUGUACACCUCUGCCGGGCCCGUCAGGUCCUGUACGCCAUGGGCUUCACCUUGUGUGUGUCCUGCAUCCUAGUCAAGGCCUAUCGUACCUUCCUGGUUUUCCUUCCGUUCGGUCAGAUAACAAAGAGGCGACUACACAAACUUUACAAACCACCUGCAGUUGUCAUUGUAAUAACCAGUCUCCAGGGGCUCAUCUGUCUUCUCUGGCUGAUCUUUGAUUCUCCUGAUGUCGAUGACACACCCCCAUCCCCCCAAAGCAUGAAAUACACUAUCCAGUGUCGUGAAGGUCGCACAUACAUAGGUUUUGGCAUCAUGUUAAGCUACAUAGCUCUUCUAGCACUGAUUGGCUUCCUCUUGGCCUUCAAAGGCCGGAAGGUUCCUCAAGAGUUCAGUGAGACAGGCUACAUCAUUUUUAGCAUGCUGAUGUACCUGUUUGUAUGGGUGUGUUUUGUCCCAGUCUAUAUUACCAACAAUGAAGAGCGCACUCCUGUGCAGGCUUCAGCCAUUCUAGUAUCCAGUUAUGGCAUCAUCUUCUGCCAUUUUUUACCCAAGUGCCAUGAAGCACUUUGGGGGUCAAAGACUGAUACGCUGGAGGGGAUUCUGAGGAGAUGGAGAUUGCGAUUCCACCAAAGUCCGAAUCCUGAUUCAGAGACGGGCACCGAGACAGGCACCGAGACAGGCACAGAGACGCACGUAGAUGUCCCUGAUGUAAGCGCGUCCUCACAAAAGAGUGUCAGGUUUUCAAUAUCAAGCAUGUCAACUAUAUUAUGGAGCUCGGGGACAUUAAACGAGAUCAGCCCUACUGAUCCAGAGCCAGUCAUAAUGCCUGCACCCAGUGAACAGGGUCGUGACUAUCCCCUGUUUAAGAGGCUAGGAACAACAGUUACAAGGAGAAGGAGGAGUGUAUCCUUCUAGAAAUGGUUUGAUUUAUGCUACCAUUUUCCCUUUUUAAAGCCAGUCUUCAUUAAGAUAUUUGGUGCUGGAAAUCCAUGUAAAGUUAAAAUGUGUGUUCUACUGAAAACUGUUCUAUUCUUCAUUAUACAGAAGACCAAAGAUGACUCAUUUGUAUUAUUAUAAAACUACAAGUGCUAAUAAAGCUUUUUAAGAACUUGUUGUAAGUGAUUUAUAUCAUAUGUAUGAACUUUUUUUUUUUUUUUUUAAACCUGGUAAACUGAAUUUGGUCUCAAAGGUGUCAAGGUGAUGAGAAGUGACACAGAAAAAACUGUUUUUGCUUCAGGUACUAGUGAGAUAAUGAAAUACGAUCCAUGAAGUCCAGUUGGAACAACAGAUUAAUGCAUUUACAGGCUUAAAGGUGUUCUCACAAACAAACACACAGAGAAAAGCAGACGAUUUGGAGCCCUCUUACUGCAAGGCAGCAGUGCUAACCACUGCAGUAAUGUGCCACCCUAAAUAAAACUCAGCCAUCUUUUAUUUUACUAUAUGAAUUUGUGCUUUUCCUGUUUGAUUGCAUGCCAGAGGCAUUUACCCAUGACACAGGAAGGAAUUAUUUGUGCCCUCAAGAAGUGGCCUAUAUGUGAGUGUGGAAUGAUAAUGUUUGAUCAUCAGAGUCAUGUUUGUCUUGUGUUUGGUGGAGUGAGUGAAAGGAGUGUUGACCCAUAAUGAUA